This is a messenger RNA of Polyodon spathula (Mississippi paddlefish), 570 nucleotides long. It is a transcript of the gene arl14, whose product is annotated as ADP-ribosylation factor-like 14. Gene Ontology annotation, molecular function: GTP binding; GTPase activity. Gene Ontology annotation, biological process: intracellular protein transport; vesicle-mediated transport. The coding region runs from base 1 to 570 and encodes 189 amino acids. Gene Ontology annotation, cellular component: cytoplasm. NCBI's taxonomy places the organism in Eukaryota, Metazoa, Chordata, Actinopteri, Acipenseriformes, Polyodontidae. The transcript has a single exon. The record is from RefSeq and is a predicted model, not a curated record.
AUGGGGCUGCUAAGUUCUAAAGAAAAGAAAAUCAAACAUGCACGUAUUUUGAUGAUGGGCCUUGAUGCAGCAGGGAAAUCCACCUUCCUCUACAUGCUGAAGUUUAAAGAAUCUGUUGCUACAGUUCCGACAAUUGGGUUUAACGUGGAAAUGAUUGAAAUGGACAAGAAGUUUACUUUGACAGUGUGGGAUGUUGGAGGGCAGCAGGAAAUGAGGACGUAUUGGAAACAUUACUAUGAGGACACUGAGGGAUUGGUGUUUGUGGUGGACAGCGCCGAUACAGCGCGACUAGAGGAAUCCAAGAAGGAACUUAAUCAUAUCCUUAAAAAUGAUCACCUGAAGAAGGUUCCAGUCGUAGUGUUGGCCAACAAGCAGGAUCUUCCAGGGGCCUUGAGCACCACAGAAAUCACAAAGAAGUUCCAUCUAAAGAAGCUGUUUUGUGACCGAGACUGGUAUGUGCAGCCCUGUUGUGCUAAAACUGGAGUUGGCCUUGAAGAAGGGUUAAGAAGAUUAGGGUCGUUUGUCAAAUCAUGUAUGCAGUCAAAAAAAGAAUCUGUAAUUGCUUUGUAA